GUUGACCGCUCGGCGAUGCUGUGGGCUACAGCCAGGCGAUUUUGGUUUGAACGUGGGGAAUGGGACUAUUCUGGUGACCGGUUUCUUUGGGGCAUGCGACACAUACACUAGCUAUGACAUUCGCUGUCAUCCUUAGGUAUUUUUAAAACAGGCCUUUCUUCUGCUUUGCGACUGACACAACCCCGCUUAUCCAUCGGGGCUAGGCGCGCUCAUUGCAGCAUUCAACAAAGGCAACAGUCCUGUUUGAUAAACUCAACACGCACGCUAGCUAGGCGGGUGGUAGGCUUGCAACAAAAGCAUGCAGGCCCUCGCCCCCGGCUCUCGCCGGGCUUCUCAUAAAGCAGCUCGUCUUUCUUCUGGAGGGAGACAAUGCUUACUCAGUCGGCCGGUGCUCCUGCAGCGCGGGAGUAUGUUCGGUUCAGCAAAGCGGGGGUUCCUGCCGAGCGCACAGAGCGCGUACUCGGGUGCCACAAUGCGGCAAGCCACUCUUGAAGAGGAGGAAGCCGCGGCUGCCUGGGGCCGCGAGACACAACUUGUGGAGGCGUCGGCCCCGCAUGCCGACGAGUAUGAGAGCCCGAACGACCUCGGCUUCUGGCGGGUAGACAUCGAGGACCAGGCGGCCUUCAUUUGCAACGAGCUCGACCUCUCGGACGAGCAGGCGUUGUACCUUCUGAAUGCGCUGGGCCUGUUGCCGGAGGGCGCCGCGCUCCCGGACUUCCGGGGGCAACCGGAGGGCCAGCAGCAAUAUGAGCAGGAGCUUGAGCAGCAGCAGGAGCAAGAUGCGUCGCAGCGGCCGUCGGGGUCCAUGGACGAGGUUGAGGAGCCGGUGCUGCGGGACGCUCUGGAGUCUUGGCAGGACAUGUCCGACGAGGAUGAGGACCACCGGCCCAGCACCUCGCAGCAGCAGAUGCGGCAGAUCAUGAACAACCCGGAGUUUGGGUACCAGCCGGGGGACAACGGCGGGCAGGGGGAGGAGUACGACUAUUACGAUGAGAGCAACGGCAACGGGCGACAGGACUACUCGGCGUCCUCCUCCCAGUCCGCCAUGGUCCUGGCCAGCGCCGGGGGGUCGUUCCAGGUCAGCAUAAAGCCCAACAUCAGCGAGGCCAAGCCCUCGGGCCACAAAGUGGCUCCCGGCGUGCCGGCGCUCAAGUACGACCAGUCCAGCUUCGACCGCGAGUACGAGGUCAUCCACCUGCGGGUGGUGGGUCGCCGCGCCUCCACGGCGGCGGCCAUGGGCGAGGAGAUCGAGCUGGUGCCGGGCAAGCUCAUCGCGGGGAGGUACCAGGUCCUGGAGCAGGUGGGCGCGGCCGCCUUCAGCCGCGCGGUGCAGGCGUACGACACACUGGAGCGGCGCCUGGUGUGCCUCAAGGUCGUCAAGAACGACAAGGAGUGCAUGGACGCCUGCCUGGAGGAGGUGCGGCUGCUGCAGCUGAUCAACAGCCGCGACCCGCGGGACGAGAACCACGUGGCCCGCCUGUACGACUACUUCUACCACCUUGGCCACCUGUUCCUGGUGGUGGAGCUGCUGGGCGGCAACCUGUUUGACACGCAGUGCUACGACCCCAGCUACUUCACGCCCGGCCGCAUGCAGUCCAUCGCGCGCCAGGUGCUGCAGGCGCUGGCCUUCCUGCACGCCAACCAGGUCAUCCACGCAGACAUCAAGCCCGAGAACAUCCUGGUCAAGAACUACACCAAGUGCUCGGUGAAGGUGAUCGACCUGGGCUGCUCCAUCUACAACAGCGAGGCGCACCUCAGCCACUACGUGCAGAGCCGCUCCUACCGCGCACCCGAGGUGAUGCUGGGGCUGCCCUACGACGGCCGCAUCGACAUCUGGUCGCUGGGCUGCGUCAUGGCGGAGCUGGCCACCGGGCAGGUGCUGUUCCCGAACGUGUCCGAGGCCGCCAUGAUGGCGCGGCUGGUGGGCAUGCUGGGCGAGCUGCCGCCCUACAUGCUGCAGGAGGGGCAGUACGCGGGCGCCUUCUUCACAAAGAGCGGCCGAGUGUACGAGCGCGACGCGGAGAGCGGGCUGUUCCAGCUGCUGGCGCCCAAGCGCACCACGCUGCAGGCGCGCCUGGCCAGCCCGGACCGCGGCAUGCUGCACUUCAUCCGGCACCUGCUGGUGGCAGACCCCUCCAAGCGCCCCACCGCCGAGCAGGCGCUGCGCCACCCCUGGCUGCAGUACCGCUACCGCUCGCCCAAGUAGAGGAGGCGGCGGCAGGCGCGAGAGGGGGAGGCAGCGAAGGAGGGGGAGCAGCAAGAUGAAGCAGCGGAGGCGGGAGCGGGGGCGGGAGUGGAGGCGGGCUUGGAGCCGGGAGCGAUACUCGGGUGGGCUUGAGCGGCCUUUCGCCGUACGGCUGUGCAGGCGCAGGCGCGCCUGUAGCCUGUAGCCACGAGGCGCUGCAGGGGCAGGCGAGCGGCAGGUGGUGGUGGCUGGUGUGAGCGAGGGGGACGGCGGCGCUCGCGCCGCAGUCAUGGGGCUGUAGAGCAUUCGUGGCUGCUGGUUGCAGGGCUGAGCGGGUGGGUCCGUAUCGAAGGAGCACACAGAGGUGUGUCUGUGUGGUGCCACUGUUGCCCUGUGGCAUUGGAAACUCUUAAAGACCGUGCGAAAGGGGAUGACAGCGUGGGCGUUGUACAGAGGGUAGUUCUGCAGAGGUUGCUGGGUCCUGCGCACAUGCCGGUUGCGCUCGGCGUGCCGGUGCGUGGUUGCCGGGCCUCGUGUGUUUGUGCGCUUAGGUUUCCUUGUUCUGGAGCUGUUCGCAUUUUUGUCGUUGAGGCCGGAUUUGCGGGGAUGCCAAAGGCCCCCAACAUAGAGGCGUGUGCUUAGUAGGCGCCCGCAUCAAGGUGGCUGGGUUGAUAACGACCCGGGAUCAGCCCUUUUCCUGCCAUAAGGCAGCCACCUCCUUGUUGUCGUUGAGGCCGGCGCGUCUGUAUGGGGCCCGGUGCUCCGGUUGCCGCGGGCUCCAGACGUCCAGGCGCGUGGGAUUCGUCGUUCAAUUGCUUCUUUCACAGGACGUAGGGCGGUCGACGUAACGCUCAUCUGUGGGUUUGUUAGGUUAGGAUGGCUGCGUCGCGCUGUCGAUGUGUACGGACGGGGCUCAGUGGAAGGGCAUUGUUGCUGUACAACAGUAUGAAACUCAAAGCGCAGAUAGGCAGAGGACAGGUGUUGCACCGCAAUAGCGUUUGCCGUUCUCGACAAGGCGUGACCGGAUACGUGUGGGUGCUGGGCUUUUGGUCCGUUUGGGUUCAUGUGGACCGAGGAGGAUGAGACGUGGGCAUGCAGGGGCUGCCGCCGUGCCGAUGGGCAAGGAUGAGUAAGGUGCGUUGAUGCAACUGAGGCCCAGAGUGACAGCACAGGCGACCUGGUCGUUAUGGUGGUUGGCGCUGUGCUGGGGGCGGGGCAGGCACGGUGGCUGGUUCCGGUUCGCCACGCAUGGUCUGGGCGGCGGGGGGGUUGCGCGCCUGUCGCCCAGCCGAGCGCCGUUUUGCCUGCCUUUCGCUGGCGCGGCAGAUUGUAACCAUACCCUAGC
Messenger RNA from Chlamydomonas reinhardtii, 3530 nucleotides. RefSeq lists its product as uncharacterized. Bases 473 to 2206 code for a protein of 577 amino acids. The transcript is spliced from 13 exons. Gene Ontology annotation, cellular component: cytoplasm. The record is from RefSeq and is a predicted model, not a curated record. Gene Ontology annotation, biological process: peptidyl-serine phosphorylation; peptidyl-threonine phosphorylation. Lineage: Eukaryota; Viridiplantae; Chlorophyta; Chlorophyceae; Chlamydomonadales; Chlamydomonadaceae. Gene Ontology annotation, molecular function: ATP binding; protein tyrosine kinase activity; protein serine/threonine kinase activity.